AUGGCCCCCUCGGCCUGGGCCAUCUGCUGCAUGCUGGGGGGACUCUUGCUCCUCGGGGGCAGCCCCAGCCCCGGCCCCAGCGUGCCUCGCCUGCGGCUCUCCUACCGAGAUCUCCUGUCUGCCAACCGUUCUGCUGUCUUUCUGGGUCCCCGGGGCUCCCUGGACCUUCGGGCCAUGUACCUGGAUGAGUACCGGGACCGCCUUUUUCUGGGGGGCCGUGAUGCCAUCUACUCUCUGCGGCUGGAUCAGUCAUGGCCGGAUCCCCGGGAGGUCCUGUGGCCACCACAGCCAGGACAGAAGGAGGAGUGUGUUCACAAGGGAAGAGAUCCUUUGGUGGAGUGCGCCAAUUUUGUGCGGGUCCUACAGCCCCACAACCGGACCCACCUGCUGGCAUGUGGCACUGGGGCCUUCCAGCCCACCUGUGCCCUCAUCACAGUUGGGCAUCGUGGGGAGCACGUGCUCCACCUGGAGCCCAGCAGUGUGCAAAGUGGGCGGGGGCGGUGUCCACAUGAGCCCAGCAGUCCCUUCGCCAGCACCUUUGUAGGUGGGGAGCUGUACACGGGCCUCACGGCUGACUUCCUGGGGCGCGAGGCCAUGAUCUUCCGGACUGGGGGUCCCCGACCAGCUUUACGUUCUGACUCUGACCAGAACCUCCUUCACGACCCCCGGUUUGUGAUGGCCGCCCGGAUUGCCGACAACUCUGACCAGGAUGAUGACAAGGUGUACUUCUUCUUCUCGGAAACUGUGCCCUCGCCCGAUGGUGGCCCAGGCCGUGUCACGGUCAGCCGCGUGGGCCGUGUCUGCGUGAAUGACGCCGGUGGCCAGCGAGUGCUGGUGAACAAAUGGAGCACCUUUCUCAAGGCCAGGCUGGUGUGCUCAGUGCCUGGCCCUGGUGGUGCCGAGACCCACUUUGACCAGCUGGAGGAUGUGUUCCUGCUGUGGCCCAGCGCAGGGAAGACCCUUGAGGUGUACGCCCUGUUCAGCACAGUCAGUGCUGUGUUCCAGGGCUUUGCCGUCUGUGUGUACCACAUGGAGGAUAUCUGGGAGGUCUUCAGGGGACCCUUUGCCCACCAAGAUGGUCCCCAGCACCAGUGGGGACCCUAUGGGGGCAAGGUGCCCUUCCCUCGCCCUGGAGUGUGCCCCAGCAAGAUGACAGCGCAGCCAGGACGACCCUUUGGCAGCACCAAGAACUACCCAGAUGAGGUGCUGCAGUUUGCCCGAGCCCACCCACUUAUGUUCUGGCCCGUGCGGCCACAGCAGGGCCGCCCUGUCCUUGUCAAAACGCACCUGGCCCAGCAGUUGCGCCAGAUCGUGGUGGACCGCGUGGAGGCAGAGGACGGGACCUACGAUGUCAUCUUCCUGGGGACUGACUCGGGCUCCGUGCUCAAGGUCAUCGCCCUCCAGGGUGGGGCUUCCACUGAGUCCGAGGAGGUGGUUUUGGAGGAACUCCAGGUGUUUAAGGUGCCGACACCCAUCACUGAGAUGGAGAUCUCUGUCAAAAGGCAAAUGCUGUACGUGGGCUCGAGGUUGGGCGUGGCUCGGCUGCAGCUGCACCACUGUGAAACCUACGGCAGUGCCUGUGCUGAGUGCUGCCUUGCCCGGGACCCAUACUGUGCCUGGGACGGUGCCUCCUGUACCCGCUACCGGCCUGGCACCAGCAAGCGCCGGUUCCGCAGGCAGGACAUCCGGCAUGGCAACCCUGCCCUGCAGUGCCUGGGGGAGAGCCAGGAAGACGAGGCUACAGGCCCCGUGGCGGCCACCACAGUCUACGGCACGGAGCACAACAGCACCUUCCUGGAGUGCCUGCCCAAGUCUUCCCAGGCUGCUGUGCACUGGUUCUUGCAGAGGCCAGGGGGUCAGGGACCCGACCAGGUAAAGACAGAUGAGAGAGUCCUGCAAACAGAGCAGGGGCUGCUGUUCCGCAGACUCAGCCACCUGGAUGCGGGCAUCUACACCUGCAAGACACUGGAGCACGGCUUCUCCCAGACUGUGGUCCGCCUGGCUCUGGAGGUGAUUGUGGCCACACAGCUCAACGGCCUGUUUCCUCGGGAUCCAAGGCCAGAGGAGACCCCAGGCUGGGGAGGCCUGGCCUCCACCCCCUCCAAGGCCUGGUAUAAGGACAUCCUGCAGCUCAUCGGCUUCGCCAACCUGCCCCGGGUGGACGAGUACUGUGAGCGCGUGUGGUGCCCUUCCAGGAGCCGGGGCAAACAGGCCAAGGGCAAGAGCUGGGCAGGGCUGGAGCUGGGCAAGAAGGUGAAGAGCCGGGGGCAGACCGAGCGCAAUCGGACGCCCCGGGAGGUGGAGGCCACAUAG
Messenger RNA from Puma concolor (puma), 2313 nucleotides. It is a transcript of the gene SEMA3G, whose product is annotated as semaphorin 3G. Lineage: Eukaryota; Metazoa; Chordata; Mammalia; Carnivora; Felidae. The record is from RefSeq and is a predicted model, not a curated record. Gene Ontology annotation, biological process: positive regulation of cell migration; negative chemotaxis; axon guidance. Gene Ontology annotation, molecular function: semaphorin receptor binding; chemorepellent activity. Gene Ontology annotation, cellular component: plasma membrane.